GUUCGGAAGUAGAACAGGCCAUGUGGUUGCUGAUUGGCUGUCACGGAGGAAGAGCCUGCUUCGGGGUGUACUGUGGGUAGGAAGGCGCCUUGCUCCGACGCCCCCGGGUACGCGAAGGAGAAGCGCGCGAGGGCAAGUAACGGGUUUAUGGCGGCCAUAGGAGUCCACUUGGGCAGCACGUGUGCGUGCGCUGCCGUUUAUAAGGAUGGUCGUGCAGAUGUUGUUGCCAAUGAUGCAGGUGACAGGGUCACUCCUGCUGUUGUUGCAUUUUCAGAAAAUGAAGAGGUUGUUGGUCUGGCAGCAAAACAAAACAGAGUGAGAAAUCUUUCAAAUACAGUAGUGAAAGUUAAGCAAAUUCUUGGGAGAAGCUCUGGUGACCCACAAGCUGAGAAGUAUAUUGCAGAAUGUAAAUGUUCAGUCAUUGAAAAGAAUGGGAAACUAAAUUAUGAAAUAGAUGGCAAACUUGUUUCCCCAGAAGAUGUUGCAAAACUGAUCUUCAGUAAAAUGAAAGAAACUGCUCAAUCUGCUUUGGGUUCAGAUGUCAAUGACACAGUUAUUACAGUACCUUUUGACUUUGGAGAGAAACAGAAGAAUGCCCUUGGAGAAGCUGCUGUAGCAGCUGGACUUAAUGUUCUUAGGUUAAUUCAUGAACCAUCUGCAGCUCUGCUGGCUUAUGGAAUUGGGCAAGAUUCACCAAGUGGGAAAAGCAAUGUGUUAGUGUACAAACUUGGAGGAACAUCUCUCUCUAUCACGGUUAUAGAAGUCAACAGUGGAUUGUAUCGUGUUCUUUCCACCAACACAGAUGAUAGCAUAGGUGGUAUCUAUUUCACAGAAGCUUUAGCACAACAUUUAGCAUCUGAAUUUCAGAGAUCUUAUAAAUAUAAUGUGAGGGAAAACUCCAGGGCCAUGAUGAAGCUAAUGAACAGUGCCGAAGUUGCAAAGCAUUCAUUGUCAACACUAGGAAGUGCAAACUGCUUUGUCGACUCUCUGUAUGAUGGUCUGGAUUUUGACUGUAACGUUUCUAGGGCCAGAUUUGAACUUAUUUGCUCUGCUCUUUUUAACAAAUGCAUAGAAGCUAUCAAAAAACUGUUGCAUCAGGUUGGACUUACAGCAGACGAAAUCAAUAAGGUAGUUCUCUGUGGUGGAUCUGCUCGUAUCCCAAAGCUGCAACAGUUGAUCAGAGAACUUUUCCCAAGUGUUGAAUUGCUGAACUCUAUUCCCCCAGAUGAAGUCAUUCCUAUUGGGGCUGCCAUAGAAGCUGGGAUCCUGCUAGGAAGAGAAAAUACCUUUUUAGAAGAUGGCAUGCUGUCUAUUGAAUGUUCUGCCAAAGAUAUCUUCGUCAAGGCUAUUGAUCAUUCAGGGGCUGAUAAAUUCAUGGUAGUGUUCCCAUCAGGAACUCCUUUGCCAGCUCGAAGACAGCAUACUCUACAAGCCCCAGGAAGCAACUCCUCUGUCUGUCUAGAAUUAUAUGAGUCUCUGGAAAAAAGCCCCAUAAAAGAGGACGACAGAUUUGCGAAGAUUGUCCUCCAGGAUUUAGAUGUAAAGGAAGGUGGCCUACAUGAUAUCCUAACUGUUCUCACAAUGAAAAGGGAUGGAUCAUUGCAUGUUACCUGCACAGAUCAAGAUACUGGAAAAUGUGAAGCCAUUACUGUAGAAGUGGCAUCAUAGUCUUAACUUGGAAGACUCUGCUUUUAUUAAUUGUUGCCUCAAACAAUGCUUUUUUUUUAAAAAAAGUUUUAAUUCAAAGAUGCCAUGUUUAUAAUACAAUAAAUAUCAAGAAGUCAAGAAAAUAUGGAUUCUACAUACACAUCUCUGGAAAAUGGGAAAGUCAGAUCAUUGCAUUCUUAAGGUGAAUCUGAUAACAAAGGUAUAUUCAGUAAUGAAUUGCAAAAUAUAUUUCAUAGGGGGAUUGGAGUUUUAUAUAUAACUUGCAGAUCAGGUUUGCCGCUAAAGUAAAUGAAGAGUUCCUGAAACAGAGCAUAUGCGUAAUGUGGAUGGGAAUCCUUAAGACAGGUUUUGUGUUACUGUCCAACUAGCUCUAAUUAUUUUUGAACAAUGUACAUUGGAGAGUAGAAUUUGAAUAUUAAUGUAAAUACGAAUAACUUACGGUUUUAUACUGAUCUAUUCCAGUAAUGGGAGCCUGCGGCCCUUUACGUGUUGGACUGCAACUCUCAUAAUACCUGACCUUUGAGCCAGGCUGGCUUAUGGAAGUUGGAGUCCAGUGUCUGGAGGGCCACAGGUUCCCCACCCCUGGUCUACUCCAUAAUAAUACUCAGUGUCUAUACCUUUUUAUAGGUAAUAAUCAAAUGACUGAGUGGAUUUACAUUAUAGAAAGGCGGUGGAGAUUUCUCACUGACAUCUAUGUGAAUAUGAAUGGUUUGUUUUGAAACCAGUUAUUUUUGGCUAUUGAAUUUCUGAAUACUUACAUUGGCGGAUAUGUAAGAAAGGAGGAAGACAACUUUAGCUGAAGAAACCAUCAUACUCAUUAAGUGGCCUCACUAUUACAGCAACCAUUGUUUGUCUGUUUUUAUUUUUUCCUGUUUUUAAGCAGUUUCUCUUUUCUCUCAUUUAGUCUAUGAUUUUUAUUUUCAAAAAUGGUAAGGUACACUGUACUUUAUUGAGCUACUUUGGGAAGAUUUGUCUACAGAGAACAUAAUAAAAAUGUAUAUAAGG
Messenger RNA from Rhineura floridana, 2673 nucleotides. RefSeq names its product heat shock protein family A (Hsp70) member 14 (gene HSPA14). Gene Ontology annotation, biological process: protein refolding; cellular response to unfolded protein. Gene Ontology annotation, cellular component: ribosome; cytoplasm. Lineage: Eukaryota; Metazoa; Chordata; Lepidosauria; Squamata; Rhineuridae. The coding region runs from base 148 to 1668 and encodes 506 amino acids. The record is from RefSeq and is a predicted model, not a curated record. The transcript is spliced from 14 exons. Gene Ontology annotation, molecular function: ATP-dependent protein folding chaperone; misfolded protein binding; ATP binding.